Aspergillus vadensis CBS 113365 is the source of this 741-nucleotide messenger RNA. RefSeq lists its product as uncharacterized. The record is from RefSeq and is a predicted model, not a curated record. NCBI's taxonomy places the organism in Eukaryota, Fungi, Ascomycota, Eurotiomycetes, Eurotiales, Aspergillaceae. The transcript has 2 exons. The coding region runs from base 98 to 457 and encodes 119 amino acids.
UCUCCCACUGAUCUUGAGAUGAUAUUCUCUGAACCAGCUUUGCAUCGUAGCAGUUUACGGCGGUUGGACAUGGCUGACCUCCUAUUUAGACAACAAGAUGGCCACUGCUAUGCAUGAUGACGAAUACCACUCGAUGCCCCCUACCGGAGGUGAGGGCUGUCGCCCUCCCGGCGACCACCUUGAGACAGGUCGCGCUGCCGACCCCAACUCGUCCGUAGAGGACUACAGCCGAGUCAUGCUCGAAUACACCCAACGCCGCAUGGCGGAUUUCACCGACCUCGAUGACGGAAAGGGGUCCAGCCGAAGCAGCCGCAGCAGCCAAACCAGCGGCAACAGCGGCACCUCGACCAGCGGCAUGCUUGCCCGUCAAGCUGCCGGCGCGACUGGAGCGGCUCACGAUAGCUCCGAAUCUGCCAGACGCCAGUCCGGCGUGAACUCGGCCGACCUGUCCUUCUGAAGGCUUAUCCGGGUGAGGAAGGGGUAGCUGUAAUGGCUACUUCCCUCAUCUGGCCUGGGGACGAGUUCACGAAUUACGUUUUACGGUGGAGUCUGUGGGCAAUCUGGGGAGGCACGUCGCCGAAGACAAGCUUGACGUGUUCUCCCGGCGUUAUGAUUGACAAGCGAGCGCGCUCUGAUUUCGAAAGCGAUGGCGAAGCGAUUGAUAGAAACGGGCGACGUCCGAGCCAAGGCUCCGUGAGACCCUACUGCAUGUGUGUUUGAUUUGUUUCUUUCUUUUCCAAU